Molecule: messenger RNA, 646 nt
Organism: Ipomoea nil (Japanese morning glory)
Lineage: Eukaryota; Viridiplantae; Streptophyta; Magnoliopsida; Solanales; Convolvulaceae
Exons: 3
Coding region: 1-336 (111 amino acids)
Source: RefSeq, a predicted model, not a curated record
AUGACUGGCCACACAGUGAAAAGGUGUUACAAGAAACACGGUUUUCCUCCUGGCUGGAUCCAAGGUUAUAAGUCGAAAAAUAAGCAACAAACUGCAGCAGCUAUCAUGAACAAUACAGACCUGGGAAUCACUCAUGAACAACUGCAUAAGCUCAUUUCUGUUUUGCAGAACAGUUCAGCUCAAUCAUCCGGAUCCAGUCCUCAACCAUCCGGAUCUAGUCCCAACCUUACUGCUGCAACAACCUUGACUCCCAACUUUAGAGAGCUACAUACAAAUGUGAACCUUCCCACUGGUCAGUGCAUAGCAGUUCAACAUAUAGGAGAGGCAAGUGUGUGAUUCAGGGGACUCUUGGGUAGACAAUUGGUAUAGCUAAAGAAAGGGGAGAUCUCUACAUAAUGGAGGAACCAAAUGUGCAGAAUAGGCACCUUGUUGCACAUUGUAGUAGCCUGGAAAUCUGGCAUCAAAGGUUAAGCCACUUCCCAGCCAACAAGAUCCAUUUUCUAUGUGAUAUAGAUACUUCUAAAGGAAACAUCUUAGCUUGUGAUGUCUGUAACUGAGCUAAACAUAAACGCUCUCCCUUUCCUUUAAGCACUACUAGCUCAACUUCUUUCUUUGAUUUGAUACAUGUUGACAUUUCGGGGCCUUU